Messenger RNA from Fusarium verticillioides 7600, 4071 nucleotides. RefSeq lists its product as hypothetical. NCBI's taxonomy places the organism in Eukaryota, Fungi, Ascomycota, Sordariomycetes, Hypocreales, Nectriaceae. Bases 688 to 2169 code for a protein of 493 amino acids. Gene Ontology annotation, molecular function: protein binding. The record is from RefSeq and is a predicted model, not a curated record. Gene Ontology annotation, biological process: signal transduction. The transcript has 3 exons.
AGCGCUUCCACGAGCGAGCGAGAGCACAGCACAAGCAAGACCUGCUGGGACUGGGCCACUCUAGGACUAACGUUAGGACCAAGACCGAGCAAGACAAGCAAGACAAGACAAGACCUUAGACCGAGACACAAACACCCCGUCAUCAUCACCACCACCAGCCGCCUUCUUCUCCUCUGACUACCUCCAACUCUUUUUAUUUUCUAGGCUCUUUUCUAUUAACGUUUCUACAGCAUUUGUCCUCCUUGAGGCGUCUCGGCUUGGGUCUACUUAUUCUCUUGGAAUCGGCUCGGUUUUUCCCACUUGGACAUUGCCUUUCCUCAGCCCAUUCUAUCUUCUAGUCUAUUCGUCCACUCGAUUUGUUCUUGCAUUCAAUCCACUCCAAUCCAAUCCAAUCCAAUCGUCCUCCAGGCUGCGCCCACUUCCUCGACCCUGACGUCUGCCACCUCCUACUCCUGAGCAUUGCUUCGCUUUUUAUGACGCUCCAACCACGAUUUGAAUGAAAGACUUGGAGGCAUUCGACCGACUGUCCUUCGUCAACGCUCCUCUUCUCUCUUUCUAUCCGACGGUGCCCGAUCAAGCGCAUCUGUCUGUUUGCGGCAUCACCACCACCACCACGGUCGCCCGAAAUAGUCAUUCGUCUCAGCCCCCGCCUCCGUUGUUGGCGACUAUUCUCUCAUAGUCUUCAGGAUGAUGAGCUUCGAUGGUGGCACAGCUUACGCCGAGUCCGACGCUGACGACGAAUACGAGCGAAGCAUGGGCGACCACUCUCCUAUCACCAACUCUGAGCAUUCCCCCAUAGACUCCGAGCUCUCGACCUCCGCAGAGCAUACUCCUACUACAUACGGCCACCGCAGCAGCGCCGACCGUCUCCCAGAAACCAUCAUUACCGAAUGGACUGUUGAGGAAUGUGCUGAUUUUAUUGGCACCAUUGGUCUUCAACAGUAUGCCGAUCGCUUCAUAGAAAACGAGAUUGUUGGCGAGGCCCUAGUAGCGUUACAACAUGACGAUCUCAAGAGCAUGGGCAUUGCUAGCGUGGGACAUCGCCUAACGAUCCUCAAAAGCGUAUAUGAUGUCAAAAAGGCUCAAGAUGUCCCUAUUGAGAGCGACCAUUACCUACCCCUAUCCGCCGACGCCGAAGCGCAAUAUGCUACCGCAACUAUCAAGGACAUCAAACAUCUCGUCGAACAAUUCCGUCUCCGCGAUGAACGCAUGAACCUACUCGAACAGGAUCUGCGACGAAUGACAGAAGAUUUCAGGCGAUUGCGAGAGGAUAUGCUCCCGGCCUUGCGCUUGGUCAAGGAUGCGCAGCAACCAUUGCCCAACCUGAGUGGUAACAGCCAGCAGGCCUACGGCUACGAAACAACCAUAUCGCCCCCCGCACCAACACCACCCCCAGGCUCGAGUCAAUCUGGAAGCUCGGUCAAGCGACAAUAUUCUACCCGCAAGAUUCUUAUCGGAGCUACACCAAAGAAUGCAUCACCCACUCAAUCUACGCACGAAAGGUCGAUAGCGGAGACUGCGUUGGACCCCGCAAGUGCUGCAGAGCGAGCUGUCCUAUCGUCUUCCCAUCUUGCAGUUAUGAACGGAGGUGGCCAGGGCUCGUCCUCCCCUUCGUAUCCCUCACCCAACAUACCCUCCCCGACAUCUCCUCAGACCCACAUGUCCGCUACGACCCUCGCCUCUCGAUCCUACCGCAGUGAAGCACCGACACCCUCCACACGAACCACCUUCAACGACGACGGUCACGCCAACGCAGUCUAUGCCUCCCGCGAAAAGGCACCGCAAGGGCCGCCCCGCCGACGAGAAACCCCUGUACCUGAUACACCCAGUCAGAGCAAUGCUUCAGUCGAGAUCUUCAAGUCUUUCCGUGUCAGUAUGGAAGAUCCUUGCUACAAGGUUCUUCCUGCUGCACUAAAAAAGUACCAGAUCAACGCUCCAUGGGACCAGUAUGCUCUCUACAUUGUGUAUGGUGAUCAGGAACGUUGUCUGGGUCUUGAGGAGAAGCCAUUGAUUCUGUUUAAGCAACUGGACAAGGAAGGCAAGAAACCCAUGUUUAUGCUACGAAAGACAACAACAGCACCUUUAGAUGGAGAGCCAGGAAGCGCAGGGCUGGGCAGCACCUCAAGAGGAGCUCCAACAGGCUACGAUCCCCCAGGAGGCAUCAUCUAAACUCUACUCGGAAUCGGUGCCUCGUGGUGGAGUUUCUCAACGAUUCAAACACAGAGCAUCGGACGGCGCCUACCGAAACCCGAGCCCAUCGGAGUAGUGAGCACUAGACGCAUACUGUACGUCAGACAUGCAGGGUCGGCACAAACCACCACCUGCGAGGCCGUACGAUGCUGGACCAAGUUCUAGAUGCGUUUUUUUGGAAGUGGGACAAGGCAAGAGUCGGCAAAUUCAAACCUGUAGAGGUGUCUGCAUGACGUUUGGUGAUGUUUGUUUCAGUGGGUCAGCGUUUCUGAGCUGAUGUGGUGAACCUGAAACACCAGCCAUGGGCCAUUAUGGGGCAAAACGCCAGACACUGCUCUGGCCUUCCCACUUUUGUCUUGGGCUGAAUCACAUUAUUGACAGAUUCGGACACUAAGAGGGAGGCUUGUUUGAAGACCAGGGUUCAGAGAGUUGCAGGGCUGGGCAGCUGAAGAUUUCCGACUGGAGGGAGAGGAGAGCUUAGAGCAACUCGGUUCCUCGGCCGGUUCCACUCGAAGCUACCUACAUAUUUACUUUUGUCAAAGGGAUGCUCGCUCAUUGAGGCAGGACGUACAUUGCUGUGGGAGUGAUCGAUCAAGCCACGGGCAUCCAUGCGCAUGCAGCAGUUGUUUUUCAUCAAAUUCAUUAUGGGGACAUUGCGGGUUACGGCGUUUGAAAAGUCGACUAACGUUGGGUGUUAUACUGCAACAAGCGGCGGGAAUGUCCAUCGUCGUUCUAUUUUUGGGGCUUUGUAUCUUAAUUUCAGCGCAGCACAGCACAGCACAGCGCGGUACAGAACAGAACAUGGAGGAAGGGUUGAUAAUGAUGUGCGAGAAGCACGGGUUGGAUCGGGUCAUGUUAGGUCAAGUCAGGUCAAUGUACAAACAGUGUUAGGGCUAAAGGAGCCAGGAUCUUUGAGAGUCGGAUCUUGUGGACAUUGCCUUGCAUAAGAGCAUAUGCUGGCGGUUGAUGAGAGUUGGACAUGAUGUUAGAGCUUUGUGACAACAGACAGACUCUUGUGUGGAGUAGACCAAGAGUAAUCUUUUUCAAGUUAAAGUUGAAGUUGAUAGACAACGAGCAUGUCUUUCUUUCACUGUGCCUCUUCCAAGCGCAUUUCUUAUUCCAAUAUCAAUCCCUGGGCAUAGUUAGUGGUGGGUUCUGGCUCCCGCCACACAUACCAUCGCCAAUUCUCUGCAAAGUCUUCCCUCUUGCUCGCUUCAACCUCUUUGACGAAGGCAACCACUGCCUCCAAUGGCACUCCCCUCCUCAUGCCUGUCUUGUCGUCCCAGCUCGAAUGGACGCCUACUAACGCCCCCGUCUUCCGAUCGAACAAUCCUGCACCGCUGUGUCCCCAGUACGUCCAGCAGCUAUGCUUGAGAGCGCCGAUGUCACUGUUGUCCUGCGGAUCUUGAUCCUUAUCUAGACCACGGAAAGUCCCCUCGGUGAGAACGAGGGUGUCGUACUCUGUCUUUACACCACUGUGCUCAGCCUCAAGGUCUUCAGAGCCCGGGUGGCCGAUGCAUAGUAGCUCAGUGCUGAACUUGGGAGGCGAGGUCGCGACACGGGCACAGGGAAACGGCCGGCGUAAACGCUCGGCUUUGUCGAUCUGAAGUAAAGCGAGAUCACGUAUUGGAUCCCAAGCUACCACUUUCGCUGAAACAACUUUCCCAUGUGAUGACAAGAGGACGUACGACGUGUGAGCUGUGAGCUCAGAGGGCUCUUCUGCAACGCAGUGUGCACAGGUGAGGAGGACGCCAUCAGGCGAGAUGCAGACUGCAGUCCCAGCCUCGGACUGAGCAAAGACAAAUGUUGCUAAUAAUGUAUGGUAUCCCUUUGGAAUUGAGGGUAGAGUUGGAAAGGCAUCUCGGGGAAUAGUAAUGGUGU